AUGAUUGAAAUAAAUAAAUUAAAAUCAUUUGAAGAAGAUAAACAAAAUAUCUUUCAAACUUUUUUAACAAGUGAAAAUGAUACCAACUUACUUUUCACCACAGCAAAAAAGUUUUUAGAAAAUAAGAAUCCAGAACCAACUUUAACAAUUAAAAUUUGUGAAAAAAUUCAUAAGAUCUAUGAAGAAAAAGAGAUUCAAAAUAAAAAAAUCAAUUCAAUUAUCCAAGAAGAAGAAAAUUGGAAAUUAAGUAUUUCAAAAGAAUUACAAAAUAAACAUCAUGAUUAUAAAGAAGAACUUGAAAAAAUUCAAAAGAAUAAAGAUUUUUAUGAUUUUUUACCAACAAGUAUUAAAUCGAAUGUAUUAGAAUAUCAAAGAAAAAUGUUAGAUGUUAGUAUGUUAAUGGUAAAGAGUGCAUACCACAUUUAUGAUGAUUCAAUGAUUAGAUUGAAAACACCAAAAGCUCAACAACAACAAGACAAAAUGGAUAUUGAUUCAAAUGAAAAUGAAGAUCAAGCAAUCGAUUCAAAACAAUUAGAGAAUGAUUAUUUAUUAUCAUUUAAUAAAGUUUUAAAUCAAGCAAUUAAAGAUAUCAUUCCAAGUUUUUCAAUUGAAAUUGCUAAAUUUUUAAAAGAAAAGAAUUUACCAACGAUUUGCACAAGAGUUUGUAAAGAAUUGGCAAUUAAGAUAUCAAAUGAAAGAAAAGUCGAGAGAGAAACACUAAAGAAGUCAGACUGUGGUGAUUUAGACCAAGUGAUGUAUCAAGUGAUUGAGACUUGUAUUGGUUCAAUCUUUGAUACCAUUUCAAAAUUGGAUCAAAAAGUCAAACUUUCACCACACUUAGUUACCGACAGAGAACUUUCAGAUUUAACCAUGUUAAAGAAUGGUGAAUUGUUAAAAGAAUUCAUUGAAUUCAUUUUACCAGACUAUUUACAAUCACCAGAGGGUAUCAUUAAAAUCGGUCAAUACUUAUUAUCAAUCAAUCAAUACAAUCAUGUUGUAUUGGUUGCUGAACGUGGUAGAAUCAGAUUGGAAAAAUUAAAGAAAGAACAAGUUGAAAAGGAACAAUUGCAACAAAAACUUGCAUUUUUAUCCAAAGAAAUUGAAUCCAUUGAAAAGGUAUCUGGUUACUCCGAUGAAAAGAGAGGCGAUUUAGUUCAAUUGGAAAAGGAAUUCUCUGUUUAUAAAAUGUAUCCAACUUAUUAUUCAAUGAACAAAAGAGAAUUUAGUAAACAUAAUCUCGAUAUUGCAACCCUUAGAAUUAAAUCGAUCUUGGAGAUGAAAGAUGCUUCCAAAGGUGUAUUGAAUAUUCAAUCACAUUUAGACGACACCUUAAAGACUUUAUUAGAUCCAAAUCAUAUCUACCAAUUGGCUGUCCUUUUACAAAAAACUGAAAUUGAUACUGCUUUAGUUUAUGGUGAACGUUGUCAAAGAUUCAUCACUGAUUUAGAGAUUCUUAGAGAGGUUAGAUUACCAUUAACUUUAAGAAUUAAAGAAUUGGAGGGCGAAGAAACUACACUUCGUUUAGAUGGUCGUACAAUCUCUGAAGAAAAGAAAACUGAAUUGGAACAAUUGUUAGAGAAUACUAAAUCACUUCCAGAAUUCCCAUUCUUUUCAGAGUUAACCAAUCGUAAUGAAUAUGAUCGUCUCAAUUUACAAGUUGCUCAAAUGAUGAUUACAUGUGUCUUGGAAAAGAAAUCCAAAUUAUCAACCUCAAAAGAUCAAUCACAAAAAGAUCGUCUCAAUCAACAAGUUUCAGCUUUAAUCAUAAUGUGUUUAGAGAAAUUUAAAGAUCCAAAAUAUUUAUUAGAGUUGGAGAAACAUUUAUUACUUUCAAGAGAGGAUAAAGUUGUAAUUCAAAUUGCUAAUCAAAUCUUUAAUCGUUGUGAUGAAAUUGAAAAUCAACGUAUUCAAAGAGUUUUACUCGAAAAGAAAGAAAAAGAAACAACCGAUGAUUUGGAAAAAUCAAAAAUCGGUGAACAAAUUAAAAAAUUACCAACUUUCCCUUACUAUGCUUCAUUAACAAUUGAAAAUCAAUAUGAUGAAACAAUUUAUGAUGCCGCUGAACAAUUGAUGAGCUUCCUCUUGGAUAAUAUUUCAUUCAUUGAUGAGAAAUUAAGAAAAUCUAAACUUUUCAAUAUUAAAAACAUUGAAGAUGAACAAUUAAUUAAAGAUAGAGAAGAAACCGAGAAAUUAGUUACUGAAUCAUUAUCAAAUUGUCUUAGAUUUGUUAGAUCACCAUCAUUGGUUUGUAAAUUUGCAAAUGCUUUAGGAGCAAAGAGAGAAUCAUUAUAUUUAGAGAUUUCAAAACAUAUUCAUCCAAUUAUCAUUGAAAAACAUAAACAAGCAAUGGAAAUUAAACAACAUCAAUUCCUUAUUGAAACUUUAAAUUUAGAAUUAUCUGAUCUCUCAAAGAUGAAGAAAGAAAUGCCGGAAUCCGAUAUCGAAUUACUUCAAUCAACAACUGAUCGUAUGAAAACCAUUCAAUUCCCAUACCUUGAUCAAUGGGUUAGAUCAAGUCAUUAUAAUUCACAAUUGAUUUCAAAUGGUAUACAAUUAUUAUUAAAGAAUAAACAAGAAUAUCAAUCACCAAAAACCACCACAAUUUCAAAGAAUGAAUUAGCAAAUCUCGUUAAAUUAAAUCAAGAGAAUUUCAUUGAACAAUUUAAAUUACUCUCUCAAUAUUUAGAAGAUCCAAAAACUUUUACCCAAAUUUUAACUCUUCUUAGAGUUAGUAAUGAUUUUGAAAAUGUUACAGAAGUUGGUAAAUUAGCAUUUGCAAAAUUAAAAUUAUUUAGAGAACAUCAAAAUAAAGUUAAAGAAUUGAAUGAAAAUAAGAAAUUAUUAGUAGAAGAACGUGACCAACUCAAUAAACAACGUCGUCGUCUUUCAACUGAGAAGCAUUUAUCUCUUAGAGAAAUUACAAUCACUGAACAUUUAAAUUCAUUAUUGGAGCCAUAUUAUAUUGCAAAUUUAGAUUCAUUGGCUUUAAUCAUUGGUAGUGUAUUAAUUGAAGCAAAUACUUGUGAAAGAAGUGAAUUUGAAAUUAAAGUGUCUUCAAAAGCAUUUGAAAAUCAAUUUAAAUAUAUCUCUGAACAAAGAAAACGUAUCAAUGAUAACAUUAGUCAAACAAUUAAAUUGGUAGUUGAAAAUAUUGAAUCAAUUGAAGAUUUACUUAAAUUUACAAAUGAUUUAUAUUCAAAGAAAGAAUAUUUAUUAGUAUUACAAGUUGGUACAAUCAUUGAAGCAUCAUUAGAACAAAAAAAGAAUGCCAUUGAACAUAAAGAGAAUUUAUUAAAAGAAAUUAAAGAACUUCAAGGUAAAUAUCUUCAUUCACAAAAUCCAAAAGAUCGUGAAAAGAUUCAAGCAUUUAUCGAUCAAAAUCAACAAGAAUACGAUUCAAUCACUCUUGAUCAUACCUAUGAAGUCAAUAAGGAAUUAACCAUUCAAAUCACUAAACUUAUGAUUGAAUCUGCUUCAAUCGAAGAUCAAGGUGAUAUUUUACGUGAACAACUCAUCCUCUCUUUCAAAAAUACAACUUCACCAUUGGAUUGGGAUCGUAUUCGUAACAUUUCAAAUGAAGAAGAAUGGGCUGAAACAAAGAAAGAAUUGGUCAUUUAUAUCAUGAAGAGAGAGGAAAAUAUUAAUAGUAAAAUUGAAUUACUACUUAAGGAUCUCUUAUUUGAAGAAGCAAUUCAAAUUUUCCCACAUCCAUCAUCUGAUAAUGAUCAAGAGUUGGAUAUUCAAUUGAAUCUUUUAGUUAGUCUUUAUGAUGCUGUAGAUCAACAUGCUUUCCAUUUAAUUAAUGGUGUAAUUCCAAUCAUUCAACGUUUCGCUAAAAGAUGUUAUAUCGAAUGGAAAUAUGAAAAAUUAGAUAUUCUCUAUGAUUCACUUCAAAAGAGAUUCCCAAAGGAAAUCAUUUCAAUCUUUACCAUUGCCAUUGAUAUGAUGUUGGUUAAUAUCUUACAAAGUCAAUAUCCAUUGUUUUUAAAUAUGAUGAAAUCAAUGAAAAAUCGUCUUGUUGCAACACUUGGUCUAGAUGGUCUUUGGGAAGAUUUCUUGGCUGGUUUUAGAAAGAAUUAUAAAUCAAAAAAGAGACUCAUUCAAAUGAUUUCUUUAAUUGGUGAUUCUGUUUGGCAAAUUAAUGUAAAUCCAAAUAGUGCCACUGGUAAACAAAUUGCAAAAAGAACUCUCCCACAAUCAUCACAAUCUGUUCAUAAAAAGAUUAAAGUUUCUGCUCCAACUCCUUCACUUACUGGUGUACCAAAAAAAUUAUCUGCUAAAAAAUCUGUUGACGAUGAUGAAGAAUUUGAUGAAAAUGAAAAUGAAAAUGGAUAUGAAGAUGAAAAUGAAAAUGAAAAUGGAUAUGAAAAUGAAAAUGAAGAACAAGAAGAAUUAGAAGCAACUGAUGAAGAAUAA
Messenger RNA from Dictyostelium discoideum AX4, 4416 nucleotides. RefSeq lists its product as hypothetical. The transcript has 2 exons. The record is from RefSeq and is a predicted model, not a curated record. The coding region runs from base 1 to 4416 and encodes 1471 amino acids. Lineage: Eukaryota; Evosea; Eumycetozoa; Dictyosteliales; Dictyosteliaceae.